Molecule: messenger RNA, 9242 nt
Organism: Dermacentor silvarum
Lineage: Eukaryota; Metazoa; Arthropoda; Arachnida; Ixodida; Ixodidae
Gene: Tao
Product: serine/threonine-protein kinase TAO1
Exons: 19
Coding region: 672-3416 (914 amino acids)
Biological process (GO): protein phosphorylation
Molecular function (GO): protein kinase activity; ATP binding
Source: RefSeq, a predicted model, not a curated record
CUUCAGCAGCCAAUGGAAUUUUACAUAUGUCUUCAGCUCGGCGCAGCUUGACUGUUUUCUUUUUACCGAAGUUUUCACCGCUACAUAAAGAGCGUAAAGACAAUUUGCAACCAAGAAAACUUGAACGAGUUCUCGUCCGAAAUUCUGUGCUUCCUUCAUCGACAGGGUGCAUCUAGCUUUUCUUCUGAAGUGUCGAAGUGCGCAUGUCAACAGUACGCCAUUUUUGAUCUGUGUUGGGUCGGAAGGGCGUCUUUCGUGGUGAAUAAACUGGACAAGAACCUGUCCAUUUAAGAAGAAAACGACGCCAAGCAAGUACGCUCCUACAGUCGUCGGAGGUACAGUCACCUUAGUCGAGACUUGGGUACAGUGCUUCAGUCAGCUUCGUGUUAAGGCGGCGGCUUUGUCUGUCACUGUGACGUGGGGCAGUGCUAGAAGCGGCCUGUGUGAAAGAACGGCUGCUCACUAAGUUCUACCUUCUUCCAGUUGAAAAAUAUGCUGAGAGAUGUAGAGGUGGCAGGAGUGCCAUGGGUAGGACGGGCUGCGAGCGCAGGCCUGUAGGGGGCCCCCCUGGGGGACUGCAGCCCCGGUAGUGGGCUCUGCCAGCCCCCCACCCUCUGCUGCCCCCUUCCAUCUCCUACUCGGAAGAGAGAGGAGAGGAAGGACCUAGCAGCAUGCCGUCCUUCUCGCGCCUCGGGAACCUCAAGGACCCGGAGCUUGCCGAGCUAUUCGACAAGGAUGACCCCGACAAGAUCUUUGUGGACCUCCGCGAGAUCGGCCACGGCAGUUUCGGGGCUGUCUAUUAUGCCCGGAAUGUCACGACCAAAGAAGUUGUGGCCAUCAAAAAGAUGUCAUUUACAGGCAAACAGUCAACAGAGAAAUGGCAAGACAUUGUCAAAGAAGUCAGGUUCCUGCGCCAGUUAAAGCACAAGAACACAAUAGACUACAAAGGAUGUUAUUUAAAAGAGCACACCGCAUGGCUUGUCAUGGAGUACUGUCUUGGGUCCGCAUCUGAUAUCAUUGAAGUUCACAAGAAGCCUCUGCGGGAGGAGGAGAUCUCUGCAAUAUGCAAGGAUGGCUUGCAAGGUCUGGAGUACCUGCAUUCACUGGGCCGCAUACAUAGAGACGUCAAGGCCGGCAACAUCCUGCUCACCGAAAAUGGCACAGUCAAGCUUGCGGACUUUGGCUCGGCGUCCAUGAUCUGUCCCGCCAACUCCUUUGUGGGCACGCCGUACUGGAUGGCGCCCGAGGUUAUUUUGGCCAUGGACGAAGGCCAGUAUGAUGGGAAAGUGGACGUCUGGUCCCUGGGGAUCACAUGCAUUGAACUGGGUGAAAGGAAGCCUCCCUAUUUCAACAUGAAUGCCAUGAGUGCCUUGUACCAUAUCGCCCAGAAUGACUCGCCCACACUCAGUGGAGGGGAAUGGUCGGACGUCUUCAGGCAUUUUGUAAAUUCCUGCCUGCAGAAGAACCCUGCAGAUAGGCCCACAGCCGUCAACCUAUUACAGCAUCCAUUCAUGACGCGGCCGCGCUCAUGCAAGGUGAUAGUAGACCUAAUUCAGCGGACAAAGGCAGCAGUUAGGGAACUGGACAACCUCAACUACCGCAAGAUGAAGAAAAUUCUCAUGAUCGACUCGCAAGAAAACAACGAGGCCAACGUAGUGGAGGCCGAGGAUGACUCGACGGAGGACGACCAACUGAGCACGGGGGGCAACGGGGGCGGCAGUGCAGGCAACGGCGGGGGCGAGGGCAGCAAGAGCAGCAGCCUGCGCUCCAACCAGAGCCAGCAGAGCAGCAGCAAUGUGAGCGCGGGCAGCCACAGCAGCAGCACCAGUAGCCUGCCCCCAGCCUCGGAGAUGGACUCGUACCCACCCUCCUCCUUCCGGCAUCCGAGGGACAGUAAUUCGUCGUCGACCAGCUUGAAUAGUACAGAAGCAGGGGCCACUAACAAUUUUGCAACGAUACGGACAACAUCUAUAGUGACACGUCAGAUGAAGGAGCACGAGCAGGAGAACCAGAUGCACGAACAAAUGUCGGGCUACAAGAGGAUGCGGCGCCAACACCAGAAGGCGCUAGAGCAGAUGGAAGCAAAAUGUAUACAAGAAAUGGAUGACCACAAGCAGAAGCUUGACAAGGAAUACGAAACUUUGUUACAGCAGUUUAGUAAAGAACUAGAAAAAUUACAAAUGAAGCAUCAACAGGAUCUGGAGAAAAAGCUGAAGCACAACCUUGCCGGGGAGAAGCGGCUGACGCGCACCAUAGCGCAGCAGCAGGAGGAGGAGACCAAGCGCUUCCAGCAGCAGCAGAAGGUUGAGUACAAGUACCUCAAGGAGAAGCUCAAGAAGGAACUGAGCGACGACAACAGUGGCGGGGGUGAUGCCGCCCUGCGGGGCCACAAGGCGCAGCUGCAGCAGCGACAGGCGGAGGCCCUGGCCCGGCUGCAGCGGCACCAGGCAGACUACCUUCAGCUGGAGGUGCGCAAGUACCGGCGCCGGCGCCUGCUGCAGUACCACCGGCUUGAGCAGGAGCUGCUCCGGGAGGAGCUGGCGAAGCGGCAGAGCCAACUGGAGGAGGCGCACUCCAUGCUCUUACGGCACCACGAGACCACACAGGAGCUGGAGUACCGGCAGCAGCGGGGCGUCCACCAGCUGCGGGAGGAGCAAGUGCGCAAGCAGCACCAGACAGAGCUGGCCAACCAGCACGAGUACUGCUCGCGGAGGGAACGGGAGCUGCACAAGCGGCACGCACAGGCCGUCAAGCAGCAGCCCAAGAGCCUCAAGCACAAGGAACUGCAGAUCCGCAAACAGUUCCGCGAGACGUGCAAGAUCCAGACGCGCCAGUACAAGGCAUGGAAGAGCCAGGUGCUGGCCUCGACGCCUAGGGACGACCAGAAGGCGGUCAUCAAGAAGCUCAAGGAGGAGCAGAUUCGCAAGCUGGCCAUCCUGGGCGAGCAGUACGAGCAGAGCAUCGCCGAGAUGCUCCAAAAGCAGUCGAUCCGGUUGGACGAAUCUCAGGACACAGAAGUGCGCCAGCUGAAGGAGCAAUUGCAACAGGAGUUGGAGCUUCUCAUGGCCUUCCAGUCCAAGAUCCGAAUGCAGGCAGAGGCCCAACGCAACCGGGAGCGCCACGAGCUGCAGGAGCGUGUGUCGGUGCGCAGGGCCUUGCUGGAACAGAAGAUGGAGCUAGAGAAGCAGCAGUUCCAAGAAGAGAAAGCUGAGCGGCAACGACUGCUGUGCGAGCGGCAAUCGCGUGAGAUCGAGGCCUUUGACGAGGAGAGCGCCCGCAUGGGCUUCAAUCCGGUCGAGAUAGCGGAGGCCUCCCGGGAGUCCCUAGGUUCGUCGGACGCAGACAGCCUGGCUGGCAGCACCCUCAGCCUAGCCCACAGCAACAGUGCCAGCUCCUUCACCCACACGGCCCUCUGAGGCAACUCCCCUCUCCCUCACCUCCUCCUCUCCUUGUCACGCAUUGCGAUGGUCAGUCACGGCAGUCUGCCACACACACACACAGGCCAGCGUGGAGUUAUUCUUCAAACAUGCUAUUGCAUGGCGCAAGGGUGGUGUGGUGCCGUAUGCACUAGUCCGUCUUUUGCCUGUGAACGCAACUUCCCACAGACCUUGUGGGUACACUUAGGCACAAGAAAGAAAUCCGACACCUUGGCCGGGAUUUUUAGGGAUGCCUUUUCCGGUGCUAUUCCUUUUCCCACUUUUCACACUUCAUCGGUGAUCAUAGCAAUGCUUCGUCCGCAUUACCAGCGGGAUCAGCCAGCCGUGAAUGGUGGUUGAUAUGAGUUGCAUGUAAUUGAGUAGGGGGGAAGGAAUCAACGAAAUCGCGGCCUUAUUCACUCGACCGUACGUGAAGUACUGCAGGUACUGCAGUUGCAGAGAUUCAGGAUUUGUUUACAAGAUAACGCAUAUGAACGAUUUGUCUGCUCUGGGAGUGUUUUCAAGUACUUUGCACUGGCUGUGUGAACUGCGGAAAAAAAAAUAUAUAUAAAUUCUUUUAGUGCCAAAACGACGGCGCCACACUUGAGAUCUGUGAGAAGUGGCGAAUGAAGUGUGUGUCAUUGCUGCUUAUGGUGAUGCUUACUCUGGCAUGCUUCUUCCUGUUUUGGGUCAUAACUCCAGGCGCUAUGUGCCUGAAGCUGUUCACUGCAAGGUUAAGAGACUUGUCUUGGCGAGUUGAUUAUGUUCACUUAGGAAGAACUUUCACGAAUUUCUUCCUUUGCUCAAAUAGGCAUGUGCAGAGAGUAUGGUUUCUUUUACUUCUCUAUCACAUUUCUUUUUAGUUGCAAUCAAGUGGUAGUUUUGCAUGCCAUUGAUCAUGACAGAAUGGAAUUUCUUGAUAGUCAAACCUGCAGCUGGUCAGUCCUCUCGAAGUGUUGCAAUUCAAAGCUGCAAGCAGGACAUGCAUUCCAAGUCAUACUGGCACAUUCUGGAGUGUCUCAGUUAGGCAUUGCAGUCAAACAUUGAAUACUUUAGAUGGAGAAAAAUCUUCAUUAUAUCAGAUGAUUAUUAAAAGAAUAGCCACAAUUGGCUCCGGCCGUUACACUUAUGGGACUUCCUUUUUAACAGAAAGGACCAAGCCGUUGCUUCAGAUGACUUCCAUUUGCUGUUCAUGAAUGACGCAAACACUGUUGUGCAUCAGAUGAAUCAGAUGUACGAAAGAGUGCGAUUACUAGUUGCUUUAGGAAAUGCUUUUCAAUUUUUUGUUGCUGGUUUACGUAUUUUGAGCUACUGCUGGGAUGGUAUGCCAGCAGGCCCUGCAUUUUUGGCUUCAUUAUAGGAGUGGAGCACUAAUUUCCCUGAGGUAUAGCUAACAAAGCUUUCGAUUUCCUUUGUUGUAUCUCAUAGUUUGUUACAUUAGUGUUUGCUAUGUCAAAAUUUGACUGCAUUACUUUUGGUUGUCGGAAUGCUUAUAGUGCUUAGGUUCUUCUCGCUUAUGAAGAGACGCUGCUGGAUAUACUCUCAGCACUGUGGUGUCUAAUGCAUGGAAGGACAACGCUUAAUUGCCAUGUGGUCCACAUCCUUGGGGCACUGCGCCUAAAUUUUUCUCAUGCACUGCUUUUUAAUUCCUACAUCUGGCACUGAUGCCCUUGUUGGAGUGGGGCCUAUCAUUUGAUACAGGCCACCAUGUCCUAGUUUACCAUGAAGGAAUGAAUGAAUGCAGGACUUAUUAUUUUAAAGCUGGUUAUGGCCUAAUUGGGAAGAGGAGGUGGGUAUGUGGGUGCAAAGGAGAGAAAAAGGGGACAUUGUGGGAAUCAGCUGCCAUAAAAACGUGCACAUAUUAUUACAAACUUUAGCUUAUUUACUAUGAGAGGCAGUUUUGGGGCCAUGAAGCGAGAAGUGGGGAAGAAGUUAAAAUGCUUACAAUACAGCAACAACAAAAUAUCACUGUCUCUCUCUCCCCCCUUUUUUUACGGGGGAGGGGGUUAACAAACAAAUGAAACACACGCAUUCACAUAUGAUCUUCUGAAAACUUUGGUACUCGAAUAAUAUGUGGAAAAGCCAAUUCAGAAAAAGUUUUCUAUCGUAAUACAUAUGGAAUUAUGUGGCUCAUCAUUCUGCCAUGGUAUGGGGUCUAAAUGCACAUCCCAGACUUUAGUUGAGCACAGCCAGUGCAGGCAAGGUGGAUUGUAACGCUUGUCAGGAAAAGUGAAUUUAGCUAAGCUCUUAUGUCUGCAAUAGUCUUCCGAGGUGUAAACUGCGAAAAAAAAUUGCAAUUCACGGCCAAAGCAUCCAGUCAGCAGUUAAGAACUGCUCUGUUUGGGCCCCACACUCAAAAUUGCAGAAUAUACUCGUCAGUGCAGGCUUCAUGUUUAAACCGUAAAGUUCUUGCAUUUCUUCCCAGUUUCUGCAUCUCGAACACCUAUGAAAAGUCCAGCUUUUGUGUCCAGGUGGCCCUUUAGCAACUGCACUCAUGGCAAACUGAAGGUGGAUUCCACUGGUUGAUUUGAAGCACUAGUAAAAAAGGCAUGCUCCUUUUGUAGACUCAUCGAAAGAUGCCAUGGUUUUUACCGAUAUUUUUGAAACUAGACUGUCUAAUCUAGUGACGAAACGUGAUCUUGCGCACAUUCUGCCAAACGAGCACCCGUUCUUGUCUGUGGAGCGGAAGAAGAAAUAGUUGCUCCCCAAAUGAACCAGUGGAAUUUUCCAUUUAUCGCAACUCUUGUUUGCCACAUAAGUGUUUUCAGCUUGUCCGUGGCUCCAUGCAGCAGCGUGCGAGUGAAGUGCAUUUUCACACACACACCCCUGCAGUCUGCACGUGCUCGUUUAUUAAACCUGACGAGACAGAAACCAGAGAAAGCAAUGCCGCCAGGUGUUUACAGCUGGCCCUGGCCUUUGGUGGCAGACUGCCUGGACUGUCCUUUCGGUAUGACCAUGUUGAUGAGUAAUUGCCCCCUUUUCAAAACUGUAAUUUCCUUGUUGUUGUAACUGGCACCCCGAGGCUGCCGUGGCAUGGUUGGUGGAGUGUUGACCUGACCCUUGGUUGUUUUCCUACCCCGAUAUUUUUGGUCAGUGCAGUGCGUUCUGCGAGCAGGGCGCGCAGCCGCGCAUCCCCCUCAGGAGUGCCAUUGAAAGGUGGUCUGUUUUUCUUUUUUUAAACAAGUGUGGCGGGGAGAGAAAAGUGCGAAUACUAUAGGUUGAUUUUCUUCUUUCUGGUGCGUUCCUGUUUUUGUUUUUUUUAGCGCCUUUUUUUUCCACUCUGCCCAUUUUUUUGUCUUGAGACCCAUUAGUUUUCUAGGGGCAUGCCAUUUUACGGUGCUAAAAACAUUUUCUUUUUUUAAAUACUGUACCCAGUGCCCUCUGUGUCCUUUACAUACUUUCCUUGUUAGUGCGACAUUUUUACCAGCCCCCCACCCCCCUUUUUUUUUAUAAUGUGCUGCUGUUGGCCUUCUUUGACAAGCUAAGGCUGGUACCGCUCCCUUUCACCUCCUCCCCACCUUUUUUUAUUUUUAUUUGUUAAUAGGAAUUGCUGUGCUCUACUCCUUGUGGCCAGUCAGAUUUGUCUUUGAUCGGUUCAGUUAUUUUUUAAUAUAUAUUACAUUUUUCCCUCCCCUUUAAUUUUCCUGGUGCAAAGUUGGCAUUAAUUUUCAGUGCCUCUCAGUUCUGGCAAAAAUCGUGAGUAACUGCGAAAAUUCCGGUGCGGCGUGCGCUGCCGAAGUCGCAAUGUUUCUUGGAUGCCAUUUUGAGGCCAUUGAGACACUAUAGGCUUCGUUUGCUCAGUUUUGAUGAUCAAAUAGUAGAAGUCUGGGGGGGUGUGACAAAUAAAAAAACUAUAGGAGGACCGUGCGGUGACAACCUCGUUUCUGCAUUGUGGCCACUUUCAUGAAGCCUGCAAACCUUAGUUUUACUAAGUAAAUAAGAAUGCACAAAGUGUACAAACAUCUGUACUAAAUGUUACCAAUGUUGAAUCUGGCGACUCAGGUGCUUGUCGGGGUUUCAGAAGAGCAGCGAAACUCUCAUGGUCAAACAGGAGUUUUAUGUCUGUGAACCUCAGUACUUUGGUUGUUUUGCUUUCUCUGCAAAGCAAAGAUCCUCUCACUUCUUAAACCAAGAUUUAUAAAUAGCCUGCAUGUGCUAGCCCUUUGUGUGCAGCAGCAGCUGAACAAAGCUUCGUUGGAUGCGACGCUGCUUGUGCAUUGAGGUCCAUUUUAGCAGUCGCAAGCUCUAAAGCUCUGUAGAUCUAAAGCGGCAAUCACACUGAAUGAAGGUUUGUUUGAUUCUGAAAAGGUGUAGGCAGCACAGGUUGUAGUGUGCCGGGCUGCACCCAUUCGCUGCAAAGGUCAAGGGUGCACUGCAACAUGGUGGCACCUUACCUUGCACCUUGUGCAAUCUAGGAAAAGAGUGCUGGGUGCACCGCGGCACCUUGAAGAAUCAAGGGCCUAGGUGCAGAGAAAAUUAGUUGCAUUGAAUCAGACCUUAUAUUUCCGAUGUGUAAUUGACGUGUCAUUGCCAGUGCAUCCAUUUUGCUCAGCACCGUGACCGUGCUGCGAUCCCUGUCAGAAUGUGUUCCCUGUGGUUACCAGUUGAAGCAGAUAUCACGCAAUGUUCAUUUCAACUCGUGAUAACAGCAUGGUUACUGUAUUGCGCAAAAUAGGCACUCCAGCACCCUGUGACACCAAGCCCCCCUCAAAAAAGAAAAGAAAAAACUAUAUUCAUGUGGUUGCCGCUCAAAUUUAGUGCAUCUCGAUUUCUGUGCGUGCAUACCGAAGCAGCUUCUCUUCGUGUUUCUGCUCGCAUUUGGGCAAUGUUGAACAGCGUUCAAGUGCCAUACGUUUCAUAGGUCUUACGUUUAGAACGAUUUUGGCAAAAAAAAAAAAUGAAAGGAUAAACCCAUACGACAACCCUUCCUGCACACACACACAAAAAAAGCAACAAGUGCAGAUUUUGUAAUGCCCAUACUGAAGCCGGUGUCAUUCAGGUGCAAUUCAAUGUGCUGUUGCCAGCAAGUUUGCAGACCACGGUACAAAUGAAAAAAAAAAAAAAAAGAAUACUGCAGCCCAGGCAUGUAACAUGCAUCCGGGAAGCUAGAAGUGUCUCAACUUGUAUGUCAUGUGAUCACUGAAGUACUACAUCCCUCAAUUUCUGGUUGCAUACGCAAAGUGACUUUGGAAGCUUUUGUUCUUUCAUUGCUCCCACUGUCACACUUUUGCUGGUGACGGCACAAGAGAUUGCAGUACAAGUGACUCUUUUUCUAAAGAAAAAACAAAUUUUAGAUUAAUGCCCAUUUGUUGCUGCACAUACACACUUGUCUGCAGCGGUUGUAGUAAGCAUUCCUCUGAGAGCAGGAAAAAAAUUUUUUUGAAAGCUAGUGCACUGUUCACGUACAGCUCAAGAUGUUCUUGUGCACUUUGUUGCUGUCAUUUUAUACGAGCCUAGUAGAUGGAUGUUCCUCAAGACGAACAGUCUUCCGUUUCAGUGAUGAUGAGUGCUUGGAGAUUUUAUAAGCUGCCCAUUCCUUUUUAUGUCCGUCUUCUCUCUGUCCCUCAAUUUUUUUUUUUCCCUAGGCACAUUAGAAGCACCAAACAAAAACUAUUGGGGCAUGCUACCUGCAUUUUUAUGUUGACCCCAUAAGUUUUUUUUUUUUUCUCCAUUAUUGUGUGCUACUACCAACUUGGCCCCUGCCCAACAGUUCUCCUCUUGAUGUAAAUAGUGCUGUAUAAAAAAAAAAUACAUCAACUGGGUUGUAUAGACAAGGUCACAUGCACCUUUGCCAGUGAACGAGCGAAUAAAUGAUUUCGGAAGAAA